Blastomyces gilchristii SLH14081 is the source of this 3562-nucleotide messenger RNA. Its product is annotated as FHA domain-containing protein. The transcript has 3 exons. Gene Ontology annotation, molecular function: protein binding; ubiquitin protein ligase activity. The record is from RefSeq and is a predicted model, not a curated record. Lineage: Eukaryota; Fungi; Ascomycota; Eurotiomycetes; Onygenales; Ajellomycetaceae. Bases 1047 to 3038 code for a protein of 663 amino acids. Gene Ontology annotation, cellular component: ubiquitin ligase complex; cytosol; mitotic spindle pole body. Gene Ontology annotation, biological process: negative regulation of septation initiation signaling; protein ubiquitination; ubiquitin-dependent protein catabolic process.
UGACAGUAAUUGACAGCAUUGACAGGCCCCAGCGACAUGCCCUGGUAGUGUGCAGCUAGGUUUAGCGGCUUGGUAGUAUUUAGCUAUUUAUUAUUGAGCAGCGGUUGAAGCAAGCAACUCUAGGGCUCCCCUUCGGCUUGAACUGGCCAAAUAGUGGGGAAUUCUUGCGGUUUCCCACGCUCGAUAAGGAGGAGCCUUGCUCCCUGGGAUUUGCGAUUUGGUGGAGCAGAAGUGGUAGCACCCGUUAAUAUCACACCACUAAUAAUAACAAUCAGUCAAACUCGGGAUUAUUUAAAGAACAGGAAGGGGUUUUCAAUUUUCAGAUCCUUCAUACAUUUCUCCAUCGUAGACCGCCGACCAGCAGAGAUUUAUAUGGUAAAAUAUGUAUCUGCAUCACUCACACAUGGGGUCAACCAGACCGGUUAUUUAGACCAUGUUCAACGUCAAGCGGCUCCCGAGGGCGCGAGAAAGGGCGAAAAAUUGCAGACAGACAGACACAAAAAUACGAGCGGUCAUAUUAAAUAAAAAAUAAAUUCACUACCGCCAUUGUAGGCCCCAACUCCCUAAGUGCGAGUCCUUGUACAGUACAUACAUAGUUACAUGUAUUUAUGUGCACGCAUUGGCUGGAUAUGCAGUUUUGCCCUCUGGUGCUGGAUAGAAAAGCCAAAUAUUUAUUUUAGUUACAUCGAAAUGUCCUCAACUCUACUCAACUUCGUCCAUUCAACACCUUCUAGCGUCUCCCACCAGCCUCCUCAACCCUCGCCAGCUGGAUAGCGACAAUCCUCAGCUGGUUUCUUCCGUGUGGCGUCGUCCUCUUUGCUUGUGUUUUCAUUUUCCACCUUGUUUCGUCGUCGGCUUGAACCCCGAAUUGUGCCUUCUCCCCGCUCUAUUUCAUUAAAUAAAUACCCGCCAAUAGUUACAGUCCGCCUCACGAGGAUCUAUUUGUCCGCCCUUUGUACUGUAUGUACAUGUACAUCGCCUGAACUCCAGCAACAGCAACAACAGCAGCGGGAAUCGUCUAUUGCAGCCUGCUCGAGUUCGAGUUCAUGUCUAUGUCCUCUCCCUCCGCCACUACUACCACGGUCCCCUCCGAGUCCUCGUCCUCGCGCCCCAGUCGUCUACGCCGCUUGAGCAACCUCAGGGCGUACGCUCAUUCCAGCGGCCACCGUUCAUAUCGAAAUAGCCUGACCCGGGCUGUUGGCUUGUCAUCGCACUCUGCUGCUCCCUCAGCCUCGUCUACUGCAGACGCUGCACCGACUACUGACACUGCUACUGCUAUUUCUACAACUACUAACCGUCUAGCUACUACGACCACUACUACUACAGCUUCUCCCACCGAAUCAGCACUUAUCCGCCACCCAUGUCCCGAGACUGAUGCUUCAAGGCUCUCUACGACCCCUUCCGCACAAAGUGAGAGCUCGUCCAGCUCAGACCUUCACUCCCACGCUCCCUCUUCAUCUGCUUCUUCACAUUCUACCCCGUCCAACGACCCGGAGUCGUCAGAGCUGCAGCUAGUAUCCGGCAUGGUACGACAUCGGAAUAUGCCACGCAUAGAUCUGCUCGGAGCCAACCAGGACCUGUCGCAGCACUCGUCACCAACGCCUUCAAGUGCUCGGAAUAAUCUCAGUGAGACCCGUCCUAAAAGCUCGGCUGAUACAGCUCAGAACACCUCGCCAGGGAAUAUGGGGUCUCCCAGUAGACGGGCAGACACUACUCCCCAGCCUUCCCCAGAUGUCGGUUCGAAAUCGGAUCCCCCAAAGCCUACGAUACGUUUCUAUGCCUAUCAGGAUCCCCAUCAGAAUUCAAGGCCAUCAUUACCUUUCACAACCACCUCCCGGACAUUGCCAGAUGAUUCCUCCGUGAUUCGAGUGGGCCGGUAUUCAGAGCGGGAUGGCAUUCCCGUUCACAAUCCGACGGAACCAUCCGAUGCACCCGUUGGCUUUAAAUCCAAAGUUGUGAGCAGGAGACACUGCGAGUUUUCCUUCGUUAAUGGACAAUGGCAUAUUCGAGAUGUAGGGAGCUCGUCAGGGACUUUCCUGAACCACAUGCGGCUGAGCCAACCCAACAUGGCGUCCAGGCUGUAUGCCAUUAGAGAUGGCGAUAUUCUGCAGCUAGGAAUUGACUUUAGGGGCGGGGAGGAAAUGAUCUUUAGAUGCGUACGGAUGCGGAUCGAAUGCAAUCGGUCAUGGCAGAAACAGGCAAAUGAGUUUAAUAAAAAUACAGCGGCUCUAAUCAAUAACCUGGGGAAGGGGAAAAAUGCAGCAGAUUAUGCGGGUAGCAGGGAAUGCUCAAUCUGUCUUGGUUCAGUGUUGCGUCCAUAUCAAUGUCUUUUUAUGGCUGCUUGUGCCCACGUCUGGCACUACAAGUGCAUACGCCGCCUCAUCCACUCGCCUGAAUACCCCAUGUUCCAAUGCCCAAACUGUCGUGCAUACACAGAUCUCAGUGCAGAAGUAGACGAUUCGAACGACCCUUUUGAAGACGAGGCCCAUCCGGAACCUCCCAAAUCCCGAGACCAGCCUGCACAAGACUAUCCCAACAGUGAUAACAACAAUAACAAUAGCACAAACCCAGCCGCCCGCAAUUCGACAGGGGAGAGGACCCCUUCCUCCGCCCCGAAUGGCCAGCAUAGACCGUCAACUGCAGACCAGGACCGCCUAGCUGGUGCAGUCGACAUGAUGAACCUUGACGAGGCCCCUAUAGCCACCCCCCGAGCCGAAAACGGUACUACGAGGCGAGUGAGCUCGAACGCAAACGCAACCGCGAACGGAAACGUAAACGGAGAUUCUGACAUGGCGAUGACAAAUGGAAUAAGCGAGCAGGCGACUAACGGAAUUGGUGAGACUUUAUCGCGGAGUUCUAACAUCGAUAUACCGCAAUGCUUACGGCUUGUGGGUGGUCGUCGAGGACUGCAGCCCCAGGGGGAUGGUGGUGGUGGUGGUGGUGGUGGAGGUGGAAAUGAUGUGUUCGAAGAUACCCCAUUAACGCCGCGGAAUGAUUUUGGACCCUUAGCAUUUGACGGCCGUGCUGGCCGGUUGUAGCAUUCUACGAUGGUUUGGUUUCCUUUGUUUGCUUUUGAUGGCGUUCCUGCUGCUUUAUUUCUCCCCCCUUCAUACCUUGCGUCAUGUUAUUUCCCCUUUGGUUCCGCUUUACGUGCUUCAUUUAUAUGCUAGUCGCCUGGGUUCAGGUAUUGAACAACUUUUUCUUACGUUUCUUAUGCGCUCGUAACUCUCACCGCAUCACCUACCUGAAUGAACGAUUAAUCUGGUUGGUCUAGCUCUUAUAAAGCAUGGUUCAACCCUCCCAUCUCCAUCCACCCCAUCAUCCCCAAGUAACAUAGCUUCUUUGGCUACAUGGUACUCUGCUCUUCAUCCCUCCUCUCUUCUCAAAACCCAAACAUCGAGAACAUCAACACAACAACACAGAAGUCCUCUGGGAUAAGGCUAGCCUGACAAUGGUGGCGUGAUCCUAUUUUAUAUGCCUUUCUUAUCUCUUUUCUUUAUGUCUCUCCUCGUAGUUUGCUCUUUCCUUUCCGUUCAUAUUUUUUUUUUUUUUCCUUUUUUUU